CGGUUUUGUCUUUUCAAAAACAUGUUGGAUACAAUUACGCUAACUUGCUUACUUACUUUCAUAUCUUCAGUGGUUUGCACUAAUAAUACAUUUGAAAAUAUACCAGAUUAUGAUUUAAGGCUUGAAGAACUAGUUGUAAGACAUGGAUAUCCAAUAGAAGUUCAUCAAAUAAUAACCGAAGAUGGAUAUAUUCUUGCAGCUUAUCGUAUACAAAAACAACAAUCCGACAACAAGAAUAAGAGUGCAAUUUUGAUAGUCCAUGGAAUGGGUGGUACGCCCCACUAUUUUCUACUUUUAGGCAAAAAAAGGUCGUCUGCCUAUUAUUUAGCUGAUCGAGGAAUGGACGUAUGGCUGUUUUCAUCUAGAGGCGGUGAAACUCCUUUUGAGAAAAAGCACGUGAAAUUAGACUGGAAUAAGGAUUCUGCCUAUUGGUCGCAUAGUUUCCAUGAAAUAGGAAUAUACGAUUUGGCAGCUACAAUCGAUUAUGUUUUGAAUUGUACCAGACAAGAAAAAAUUAUUGUAAUUGGACAUUCUGAAGGAGGACAUACGAUUCAUGCCUUGAUGUCUGAAAAACCGGAGUACAAUCGGAAAGUGAAGCUACUAAUAUCGUGGGGUACCGCCCCUAUUCUAAGACGUAUGGAUUAUCCAGUUAUACUUUUGGGUAUACAAUUUGGAGGUCUUGCAAAAGUUCUUAUAAAAUUUUUAAGAAUAUUCGAACUGAUUCCUCCGGCUUUUUCAAGUCUCAAACGCCAUUUGAUAGAACUAUUAACAAAAAAAGAUCCAUUUUGGUGCAAAUCUAUCAAAUUUUCAUUAGACAUUGGUGGCGGUCAUAAGUCUGUUAUGCACUUUGAUGAGUUUUAUCCUACGUUCGUCAGUCACUUACCUAGACUAUCCAGUAAGCGAGCUCUUCAUUUACUGGAUAAUAUUCAUAAUGGUACUUUCAGAAAAUUCGAUUAUGGUCCUAAAGGUAACCUCAAACGUUACGGCCAAACAGAACCUCCUCAUUACAACUUAUCAGCUGUAACUGCUCCCAGUGCUUUCUUUUCAGCUCCUCUAGAUGCUGAAAUAACUUUAGAGGACGUCUACGAAUCCAUUCUGAAUCUACCCAAUACGAUUUACCUGUACAGAAUACCAUUUUAUAGGUUUAAUCAUGUUGAUUAUAUUUUCGGUCACAAUGCUACUGAAUUGGUUUAUGAGCCGACAUACCAGUUGAUUAAAAAAAUUGAUAGUGGUAAUAUUCCUCCCCGUGUUAAGAAUAAUACAGCAUUAAAAAUGGCCAAAUGUGCCUUAGUUAUAUUAGCAUUGAAUUUCCCAAUAAUCCUUGCUGGAUACAUAAUUCAUCCAGAAGUGGAUUUAAAUUUGGAACAACGCAUUAAAAGGCAUGGCUAUCCAGUGGAAACUUAUAAAACUUUUACAAAAGAUGGCUACAUCUUGCCUGUUUACCAUAUACCUCACGGCCUCAAAAAACCAACUGCAGAAAUCAAAAAUAAAAGUGCCAUUUUGUUGGUACACGGAAUGGGAGCAUCGCCACAUACUUACAUCAUUUUAGGUCCAAAGUUUUCUUUGCCAUAUUUUUUUGCAGACAGAGGCUAUGACGUUUGGCUGUUUUCUGCCAGGGGAGUCCGUUCGACACUUGAAAGAAAACAUAAAAAGUAUGAUUGGGAUAAAGACAGGAAAUAUUGGAUGUUCAGUUUACAUGAAAUUUCAAUUUAUGAUCUACCAAGUACCAUAGAUUUUGUACUGAACUAUACUGGUCAAGAAAAGUUGUCAUUGAUAGGACAUUCGGCCGCUGGCAAUGAAUUUUUCAGUAUGUUUUCCGAUAGACCUCAGUACAACGAAAAAGUGAAAAUUGCAAUCAGUUGGGGCAGUUCGCCCAUUGUGAAACGUACCGAUUAUCCGUUAGCAAUGUUGUUGUCGGCCCUUGUACCUGUUUGGAAGGGCUUAAAUAGGCUUUUGCGUGCAAGCGAAUUUUUGCCAAUGUUCAAGCAGUUUUGGGAUUUGGUAAAAGAUGUAUGCGCAAAUCCGAAUUGGACAGAGAUGUGCAAUUUGUGUACGGCAAUGAUUGGUAGCCAUAAAUCAGUAAUACAAAAUCCGAAAGAUAUCCAAAUUAUCGCCAGCAAUCUCCCUCGUCUGUCUGGUAGGCAACUGUUCCAUUUUAUGGACAAUUUCAAUAACGGUACUUUUAGAAAAUACGAUUAUGGGCCUAAAAUAAACAUACACCUGUAUGGACAACGAAGCCCACCGCAUUACAAUUUAUCAGCUGCAACAGCGCCCACUGCUUUUUUUAUCGGAUCUUGGGACAGUAUCAUAAAUAUAGAGGAUAUUUAUGAAUCAGUUGCCCAAAUACCUAACACGGUCUUGAUUUAUCAGAUACCCUUCGACAAGUUCACACAUACAGAUUUUAUUUUCGCUAGGAAAGCUGCGAGUUUGGUGUACAAACCUACCCUCAAGUUGAUAAAGGAUAUUGAUGAUGGUCUCAUCAUUUUAGCUGGGAAUAGCAAGGAAGAGAAACUCAAAAUAGUGUCUAAAAACAAAAAAGAAACCGCAAUGGUGGUAGACUGA
Molecule: messenger RNA, 2562 nt
Organism: Ceutorhynchus assimilis (cabbage seed weevil)
Lineage: Eukaryota; Metazoa; Arthropoda; Insecta; Coleoptera; Curculionidae
Source: the annotation of a GenBank genome assembly